This is a messenger RNA of Trichoderma atroviride IMI 206040, 965 nucleotides long. The record is from RefSeq and is a predicted model, not a curated record. NCBI's taxonomy places the organism in Eukaryota, Fungi, Ascomycota, Sordariomycetes, Hypocreales, Hypocreaceae.
AUGGCUUCAGCAGAGCCAAUAGCCUCGCCGCUGCUCUCCCUGCCGCCAGAAGUCAGGCUGAGAAUCUACUACUGGGCCUACUUGAUGAGUCCCAUUCAGCCCAAGGAGCUGGCGGCGGGCUAUCCCAUCCCCAUGCUGUGCCGCUACAUCCUGCACCCGCUGGAUCCCAAUCUCGAGAGGCAGGAGAGGAUCAAGGACAAGAUGAGGGAGCUGAACAAGCGGAUCAAGGGCCUGCUCAGCUCGGACAGGCCUCUCGCGGGCAUGCCGACGGGUCUACUGUGCUCCUGUCGCCAGAUAUACUUUGAGGCACGAACCAUGCCCUUUGAGAACAACGAGUUUGUCUUCCUCAACUGGUUCUCGUCGGGCCUGAAUGCUGCUUCAGCAGUGACGAGGUCGCAGCGGCCGUGGCAGCGUCUGUCGAUGCGAUACGUGCGGAUGGAAGUCAUGGCCGAGGAUCUCGCGAGGACAGGCGCGCUGAAGAAGUGGGCGGAUUUAUGCGGUGGCCCUGACGAGCGUCUGGCGUCGUGGUCUCAUGGCCUUCGAGGCCUGAGAUUGAAGAUUGUGGGACAGGUUGGGCGGAAGCACACCGAGACUGCGCAGGAGGCCGAGGAUAAGUUUAUCGACGGGCUGGAGGAGGAGGGCGGUGCGAGGCGGUGGGUUGAGGAGGGGAAAUUGGCCGAGAUGAAGAAUCUGGAGAGGCUGGAGAUUGAGAUUAUCAAGAAUGCGUGGGGGACGGAGGAGAAGAUGGCGUGGUGUGCAAAGGCCGAGGAGGCGUUGCGGGAGUUUGGGUCAAGGGCGGAGGUUGUGAGUAUGGCGAGGAUUGUGUGAGUCGGGUGGGUAUGACUGGAUGACGUGUGUCGGUUUUCUAUAUUUGGCUGGCUUUCAUAAUGACUUAUUGGUGUUUAUUGCUUUUACAAUACUAUCAUGAAUAUCUGUUACGGCACAUCGCCAUGCUUACAUGGGAU